Messenger RNA from Ilex paraguariensis (yerba mate), 2046 nucleotides. Lineage: Eukaryota; Viridiplantae; Streptophyta; Magnoliopsida; Aquifoliales; Aquifoliaceae. The record is from the annotation of a GenBank genome assembly.
AUGGCAAUGUCUCUGUCCAAGAAGAAAUCUAGACUACCCAAAAGAGCAGAAGCCAAACAACUAGGCUUGAUUGAUCUAAUCUUACCAAAAUUUCUCUUCCGAUUGCCCGUCGCACUGCUUCUCUUGAUCCUUAUCUACCUAUGGUCUUCCUCGACCACCAUUAUUUCCGGCAACAUUGUUCAUGUCUGUGUCUCUUCAAGGAAGCUCACCAACCUCUAUUGCCUCUCUGCUGGUACCCAACCCAACUUUGAACUUCCAAUUCCACUUCUGAAUGAUAGUUCCACUAACGAAGUUGCCGGUCUUGUUCAUGAAAAUCCACUGGAAAACAGCAUUGAAAAGUAUAGAGAUGAGGAGCUGAAAAAUGCUGUCAAGGUCAUAAAAGAGCAGCUGCAAGAGCAUCGAUCAUGGCAGUCGAAUAAAAAACAAGCAAGUUGUGAUGGGAGGGGCAUAUAUGUGUAUGAAUUGCCACCGAAGUUCAAUAAAGAUUUGGUGGCUCAAUGCGGUAACAUGAUUCCAUGGAUGGAUUUCUGUAAAUAUUUCAGCAAUGAGGCCUUGGGGGAGCCAAUACCGGAGAUUGGAAAAUGCUGGUACCAGACUCAUCAGUACUCAUUGGAGCCAAUCUUUCAUGCUCGGGUUUUGAAGCAUCCUUGCAGGGUGUAUAAUGAAAAUGAGGCAAAGCUGUUCUAUGUACCAUUUUAUGGUGGACUUGAUAUCCUGAGAUGGCAUUUCAAGAAUGUGUCAAAUGAAAUUAAGGACACUUCGGGAUUAGAACUUCUGAAUUGGCUUGAAUCACAGAGACACUGGAAUCGAAAUUCGGGUAAGGAUCAUGUGUUUGUUUUGGGAAAAAUUUCUUGGGAUUUCAGGAGGAAGAACAAUUCAUCGUGGGGUACUAGAUUGUUGGAGCUUGAUCAAAUGCAAAACCCAAUAAAGCUCUUGAUUGAAAGACAGCCAUGGCAUGUUAAUGACAUUGGCAUUCCACAUCCAACCCAUUUCCAUCCUCGUACAGACGAUGAUAUUGUCUCCUGGCAAUCGAAGAUAAUGGGAUCAAAUCGGAGAAACCUCGUGAGCUUUGCCGGGGCUGCUCGUCCCGAUACACCAGAGAACAUAAGGUCAUUACUUAUCAAACAGUGCACUUCAAUGGAUCACAACAACACAAAUUGCAGGUUUCUGGAUUGCAGUUUAGGUGGUUGUGAUCAACCCGAGUCUGUAAUAAACCUAUUCACAGCGUCUGAAUUCUGCCUACAGCCUCCUGGUGAUAGUCCAACGAGAAAAUCAGUAUUCGAUUCUCUCAUUUCUGGGUGCAUUCCGGUACUGUUUGAUCCUUUCACGGCUUACUAUCAAUAUCCAUGGCAUUUACCUGAGGAUCAUGAGAAAUAUUCAGUGUUUAUAGAUCAGGAAGAGGUGAGAAACAUGAAGGUGAAUGUGGUGGAGAGGCUCAUGAAGGUUCCUUUAAAGGAGAGAGAAGAUUUGAGGAGAUAUAUAGUAUAUGAGCUAUUGCCUGGCAUACUGGGUACGCCUUGGGUGAAAUUCUUUGAUUAUGCUCUAUUGAGCGAUGACAUUAUCAUCACGGAUCCAGUAAUUGCAAAGUCCUAUCUUGAAGUUAUAGAAGAGUGUAAAUUCACCAAAUCAAAAGAAAAGUCCUUCAUCUCUACCAUGAGUGCUCUAGAAUUUGCUAAGAAUAGAUCAUUUGCAAUUAAUAAUUCAAGUGAUGACGGCUGUUCUAUCUGUUCUUCGGCUCGCGUUCUCAUCCGAAGAAAUCUGAGUGUAAGAAAGCAAUUGUUUUGGAUUUCCAGGCAAACCCAAUUCAAUUACUUCAAUACUCCUUCGAUUCCCUUGUUUUGUCAGCCAAUCAAAACAGGGUUUUUUCCUUCUUCAUCUUCUUCUGAUAAUUUUAAGGGGUCUGUGUUGUUGGGUUUGAGAUCAGAACACACAAUGGCCAGCCAAUCAUCCCAGCCGCAAUCAGUCCACGAGUUCACUGUCAAGGUUGGUUACCUUUUCAUAUCUUCAUUUGAGUCUUCAUCCUAUAGCUAUUCUUGCAAGAUGUAG